Messenger RNA from Gossypium raimondii (Peruvian cotton), 1257 nucleotides. Its product is annotated as putative anthocyanidin reductase. NCBI's taxonomy places the organism in Eukaryota, Viridiplantae, Streptophyta, Magnoliopsida, Malvales, Malvaceae. Gene Ontology annotation, molecular function: oxidoreductase activity, acting on the CH-OH group of donors, NAD or NADP as acceptor. The record is from RefSeq and is a predicted model, not a curated record. The transcript has 5 exons. Bases 50 to 1084 code for a protein of 344 amino acids.
UGCUGUAAUCUUCUAAGUAAGGGAGCCCAAAAGAAAUUAAGAGAUCGAAAUGGGGAAGCAAGCUUCAACCAAGGUCUGCGUUACAGGAGGUGCUGGAUAUAUAGGUUCUUGGCUUGUGAAGAAGCUCUUAGAGAAAGGCUACACUGUCCAUGCAACCCUACGAAACUUGGAUGACCAAUUAAAAGUUGGGCUUUUAAAGUCCCUCCCUGGUGCAGACACCAGACUAGUUUUGUUCCAAGCUGAUAUAUACAAACCCUACGAGUUUAGAUACGCUAUCCAAGGGUGUGAAUUUGUGUUUCACGUCGCUACUCCACAGCAAACUGCUGGAAGUUCUCAUAGCUCUCAGGAAAUCGUUGAAGCAGCUAUUUCAGGAGUGAGGAGCAUCGCUGAGUCCUGUAUCGAAUCGCAAAGCGUUAAACGGCUUAUCUACACUGCGUCGAUGCUGGCAUCCUCUCCAUUGACAAAAGAUGGAUUCAACCUCAAAUCUUGCUUAAAUGAAUCCAAUUGGACUCCAUCUGAUAUUAUAUUUACCCAUGGCUUUGAAUAUAUGCGGGCAUAUACUAUAUCGAAAACCUUAGCGGAGAAAGAGGCACUAAGAUAUAACGAAAAUCCUGGAGAUGAGAAGCUAUUAGAAGUUGUAACUCUAACCUGUGGCCUUGUGGGAGGAGAGACUCUACUGCCGUACGUGCCUUUAAGCGUGGAAGUGAUGUUUUCGCAACUUAUUGGCAAACCACAAACUUUCGAGGGACUAGAAUUGAUGGAAGAGGUAAUGGGAUCAGUUCCUGUGGUGCAUAUCGAAGACGUUUGCGAUGCGCAUAUCUUCUGCAUGGAGAAACCCUCCAUGAGAGGAAGAUUCCUUUGUGCAGCAGCUAACCCAACCAUCAGAGAAAUGGCAACGUAUUUUCUAGAAAACGAGUCGCAAUACCAGAUGCCAGAAGAGUUCAUGGGAGAAGAAAAGAAAGGCAUUGCAUAUGACUCCAGCAAAUUGGUGAAGCUGGGUUUUGAGUACAAAUACGACAUGAAGAAAAUAUUAGAUGAUAGUGUAAAAUGUGGGAGGCGACUAGGGUCUAUCUUUCUCCAUUAGUAGAUUUAUUCAUGGCCUCAAAGAAUAUCAUGAGCAAGAUCAAUUGUCUUGUUUGAUUUACUAUAAUUAAAUAUUUGCGUUAGAUCACGAAUAAUGCAAAAACAUUAUAUAUCAUGCAAAAGAAUCAAAUAUAUAAAUUUAUAUAUGGACGAACGCCUUUAAUUUCUUGUUAA